AUGUUGGAGUGCCAGAACUGCGGCGCCACGGGCGACUCGUUCUUCAGCCAGAACUACUUCGGCGAGAUGGUGUGCGAGCUGUGCGGCACGCAGAGCUUCCUGCAGGCGCGCAACGAGACGCAGGACGUGGAGGACAUGGGCAUGGACUUCGUCACCGUGAUCAAGACGCUCAAGCGCCGUACGGUGCGCAAGAAGAAGCGCGACGCGGACGGCAACGUCAUCGAGGAGCCGCGCAGCAAGAGGCCCAAGAAGGAGAAGAAGGCGCGCGAGAACCCCAAGCUGCCGCCGCUGCUGGACUGCGUCGUGGCCACGCAGAUGGUGUUGGACGCCAUGGCGCGCGCGCUCGUGGAGCACGUGGGCGCCCACGUGUUCCCCGCGGACGAGUACCCGAACGCGGUCAAGGAGAUCUGGUUCAAGUUCCUGCACACGUGGGGCGUCAAGGGCUCCAAGCCGCUGCUGCGCUGCUACAACGAGUUCUUCCUGCACAUGACCAAGGAGGAGGCCGAGAAGGUGGACCCGGCAGUGACCUUGGACUUGCUGGAGCAGUGGGACGCCGAGUGGGAGAAGAAGAAAGAGAAGGAAGAGGAUGACGACGACGAAGAGGAGACGAAGGGGCAGGAUGAUGAUGAUGAUGAUGAUGAUGAAGAGGAGGAGGAGGAGCAAGAAGAGGAUGAAGAGGAUGAAGAAGAGGAUGAGGAGAGAAAGGGUCGCGGCAAAAAGAAGAGGAACAAGAAGAAAAACAAUAAGAAGACCAACAACAAGAAGAAAAAGAAGCAGAAGAACGCUGACGUCGAGAUCGACGGAGAGAGCAAGCCAAAGAAAAAGUAUAGCGGAUACAAAGCGAAGCGUGAUCGACGACAGGAUCUGCUCGCCAAUUUCACGACGGUGGACUUGCUAGGGAUACUGAUGCUCGCCUCCCGCGUGCUGAACCUCGGCGUGCUGCCGAGCGACUUUUCCGACUGGGUCAAGACCGGAGUGAUCCCCUUCCACAACGCGUUGGCCACUUGCUGCGCGGAUGCCCCCGAUGUGCGGGACUCGGUCAAGUUUAUCUCGCUGUUCUUCCAGUCGUUGAUGGUGCGCCACAGAGCAGAAGCCACUCACAUCGCCUACUCGGCCCGGAACCUGCAGUACCACAUGGGCUUGCGGCUUCCCCCCCUGAACGUGCCGCUAGCUGCCCACCGCAUUUGUGCUUCCAUGGGAUUCCCUGCAGAAGUAUUCCGCCACUUCCAGUGGAUCACAGGCUUCAUGAAUGUGACUGGGGACCAGCCUGAGCCGCCACUUUUGCUUCAGUUCGAGCCCAUGAGCAGACCCCGGCUCAGUCGUCCUACUGAGGAAGACAAAGCCAGAGUACAUGAGAUUAUUCACUCUGAGAUUGGCAUUGCGGCCCACCUAGUGGUGGCGGUGAAGAUGUGUGCGAAUUGGCACGAGUGGAUCUACGAGAAACAGCACAACGAAGAGGAGGAGGAAGAAAAGGGAGACGAUGACGAUGAUGAAGAGACGAAGCGCAAAGCCCCGCCCCUCGCCUCUAUUCACCAAGCUUGGGCUAUUCCCCGACGAGACCUCAAGGCAUUCACUCAGUUCGCUAGACAAGCGUUCGUGGACCCUGAUCGCCCUGGUGUCCCUGAAGAACUGGAGGAGCACGUUAGUCAUCUACGAAAUAUCGAGAAGACGGACGAGUUGUCCACUCCAGACCAGGGCAAGCUCAAGCAGAAUAGUAUCUACGCCUACCCUGCCAUCCACGUCGACGGGGUUUUAGCUGAGAGCGACGAGGCUAUUGAGAGGCGCGUGGAGUUUCUGCGCUCUCGAGAAACCAAUCCCGAUUCCGCGGACAGCGGCAACAACAACCACGACGGGUUCUUCUACCCUAACUACAACGGAGAUAAGCUGCGCACCGCAUUCCAUCCCGCGUACGAGAAUUUGCUAGAGCUGCUGUGUCGGAAGAUCAACGCUCCGAUUAAUUUCGUGGUCCCUCUGGUGGAUCAGCUUGACAAACGAGUGCGGCACUUGAUCUACCACUUCGAGCGGACGGAGACUACGUGCGCGCAGGCGAUCAAGGCGUGGGAGGCCAAGAACUCGGCCUCGGCGGAGGAAUCGGCUGUGAUCAAACUGUACUGCCAGAUGCCCCCCAUCGCGAAGCUCGACAACUCGCUCAACACCCUCAAGAACUGCGAGCAGUUGUCGUUGUCCACGAACGCUAUCGACCGCCUUAUUCCUCUGUCCGGGAUGAAGAAGCUGCGCAUCUUGUCACUCGGCCGGAACCAGAUCAAGAAAAUCGAGAAGCUGGACGAUGUCUCGGACACAUUGGAAGAGCUCUGGUUGUCGUACAACGUCAUCGCAACGCUGGACGGACUCUCGGGGCUCACGAAUCUCACGACGCUCUAUCUGUCCAACAACCUGGUCAAAAGUUGGGACGAACUCGACAAGCUGGCGAGUCUCCCCAAGCUACGCGAUGUUCUGUUCACCGGCAACCCCAUCUACGAAAACCUGAGCAAGGAAGAUGCACGACUCAACGUGCUCAAGCGGAUCCCCAAGGUGGCCAAGAUCGACGGCGAUAUGGUGAAGCAGACCGAACGUGACGCUGCGCUAGGCCAGUAA
Phytophthora sojae is the source of this 2595-nucleotide messenger RNA. RefSeq lists its product as hypothetical. The transcript has 4 exons. Lineage: Eukaryota; Oomycota; Peronosporomycetes; Peronosporales; Peronosporaceae. The coding region runs from base 1 to 2595 and encodes 864 amino acids. Gene Ontology annotation, cellular component: cytoplasm. Gene Ontology annotation, biological process: regulation of DNA-templated transcription. Gene Ontology annotation, molecular function: protein kinase binding; sequence-specific DNA binding. The record is from RefSeq and is a predicted model, not a curated record.